AUGCGUGCAACAUUUUUCUUAGCCUGCCGUAUGAAGAUCACGGUGCAGUCAUCCAAGUCCAUCAAGCCUGACUAUGGCGGCCACCGCCCGGUGGCUCCUCCGUUCACGACGAACGUCGUCCCGCUCUCAGUGUUCGACAAGGCCAACUUGGACACGCAGGUCUCCGUCAUCUACGCCUUCCACCCGCCGGCCCCGCCCAACGGCGUCCUCGAGGCCGGGCUCGCCAGGGCCCUCGUCGAGUACCGCGAGUUCGCCGGGCGUCUCGCCCGGGACGCCGACGGCAGCCGCCGCGCCAUCCUCCUCAACGACGCCGGCGCGCGGUUCGUCGAGGCGACGGCCGGCGUGGCGCUCGGCAGCGUCAUGCCGCUGCGGCCCACUCGCGCGGCGCUGAGCCUGCACCCGAGCGGCGGCGACGAGCUGAUGCUGGUCCAGGCCACGCGGUUCGCGUGCGGGUCGCUCGUCGUCGGCCUGACCGUGCACCACACCGUCGCCGACGGCCGCGGGUUCUGCAACUUCAUCCUUGCGUGGGGCCAGGCCACGCGCGGCGCCCCCGUCGACCCCGCCCCGGUGCACGACCGGACGUCGUUCUUCCCGCCGCGCAGCCCGCCUAAGAUCGAGCACGAGCACCGCCGCGCCGAGUUCAAGCCAUACGACGCCCGCAAGGACGACGACGCCGGCGGUGGCGGCGGCGAGGAGGAGGAGGUGGUGGUAGAGAGGGUGCACUUCAGCGCGGAGCGCAUCGCGAAGCUGAAGGCGCAGGCGUCGUCGGCCGGGGCGCGGCACAGCACGAGCACGGUGCAGUGCGUGCUGGCGCAUCUGUGGCGGUGCGUGACGCGGGCGCGCGGGCUCGACGGGGGCGACGCCACCGCCCUGCUCAUCGGAGUGGACGGGCGAAGGCGGAUGAGGCCGCCGGUGCCCGACGGGUACACCGGCAACGUGGUGCUCUGGGCGCGGCCGACGGCCACCGCGCGAGAGCUCGUGGACAUGCCGCUGCGCCACGCGGCGGAGCUCAUCGGCCGGGCGGUUGCGCGGGUCGACGACACCUACUACAGGUCCUUCAUCGACUUCGCCUGCUCCGGGGCCGUGGAGGAGGAGCGGCUGGUGCCGACGGCCGACGCGGCGGACAUGGUGCUGAGCCCGAACGUCGAGGUGAACAGCUGGGUGCGGCUGCCGUUCUAUGACCUGGACCUGGGGGGUGGCCGGCCCUUCCUCUUCAUGCCCAGCUACGUGCCGGUGGAGGGCGUGGCCUUCCUCGUGGCGUCUUCCGCCGGCAGCGGCAGCGUGGACGCCUACGUUUCCCUCUUCCGCCGCGACAUGGAUGCCUUCAGGAACUGCUGCACAUCCGGCCUCUCAAAACUCUAG
Molecule: messenger RNA, 1362 nt
Organism: Triticum turgidum subsp. durum (durum wheat)
Lineage: Eukaryota; Viridiplantae; Streptophyta; Magnoliopsida; Poales; Poaceae
Source: the annotation of a GenBank genome assembly